CAAAGAGGGAACAAGGAAAAUCUAGAGUUAAACGAGUUAUACGAACAAAAAAUCAGCAGAUUUCAGGUUAACAACGAUUAAACAACUGACCAUAAUUGCGCUAGAGUGUUGCAAUAUACUCGCCGAAAUACACAGUAAUCAAAUAAAUUUAUAAAUACUAUUCUCAAAAUAAAUUUGUUGGUAAAAAAGAAAGUCACAAGCAGGACGAAGAUAUGCAAGACGGAGGUGCCGGUCCCUCCAGACAAAUGGAUUCCGAUCCAACUGGACAGCCGGAAACGUAUACAUGCCAUUUCUGUUUACGGACAUUCACUUCUGAGAUCUACUAUUCCGAUCAUUUAGAGUUACACGACACCGGAUAUAAUUAUCCUUGCUGCCAUUGCAACUUAAAAUUCAUUUCUGAGUGGGAUAUGCAUGAACAUGUAAAAAAGUAUCACAAGAAUGUUUGUUUAAAGUGUAAUAAAUGCGACAAAGUUUUUGUGAAUUUAAAAUUUCUUGAACACACAAAAAAAAUGUGUCAUUAUGAUGGCAAGAAAGCUUCUAAACCGAAACAGGAUUGCGGGUCAGAGGGUAAGAGAAAGAGGCACGAAUGGGACAACUCUGACGCGGACUCGGAAGAUGAUAAGCAAGAGGAACGUCCCGGUCCCUCCAGACAAAUGGCUUCCGGUUCAAUUGGAGAUAAUAUGCAAGACGAAAGUGUCGGUCCCUCCAGACAAAUGGAUUCCGAUCCAACUGAACAGCCGGACAAUGUACGCAAAAAAUCCGUAACAACGGAGGAACAGAAGUACGAGUUGAAACGUAAGCAAAGGAAUCUCGAACGCGAAUCCUUAAAAAGAAGUUAAAGCGUAAGAAGAAGAAGCUCGGAUCCAAAAUCUCUGACGCGGACACGAAAGAUAAUAAGCGUUACAUGUGUGAUAAAUGCGGGAAAUUUUUUGCGAAUUCAUCCAGCCUUAAAAGGCACAAAAGGACAUUUCAUAAUAAUGGCAAAGAAGCUUCUAAACCGAAACAGGAUUGCGGGUCAGAGGAAAAACAAAAGUACGAGUUGAAGCGUAAGCAAAGAAAUCUCAAACGCGAAUUUAAAAGAAAAAAGGUACAGGAGUACUGGUUGAGUCGUAAGAAAAGGUCCGGAGGCGACAACUCUGACACGGUCACGAAAGAUAAUGAGCAAGAGAAAGGUGCCGAUCCCUCCAGACAAAUGGAUUCAGGUUCAACUGGAGAUAAUAUGCAAGCUGAAAGUGUCGAUUCCUCCAGACAAAUGGAUUCCGAUCUAACUGGACAACCGGACAAUGCACAUACGCGUUCGUCGCACACUGUUGGUCGAUGGAAAUGUGAUUUUUGCACGAAAUCUUUUGCGGAUUUACGCUUGCUUUCACAGCACGAAGAGAAAGAGCAUAAGAAAGAAAAGGAAAUGCGAGACGGAGAUGCCGGUCCUUCCAGACAGAUGGAUUCCGGUUCUAAAUGAUAAUUGAAGGAGAAGAGGAACGUAACAAUGUGAUAAUUAAAAAAGAAGAGGAACUCGAUCCUGCCUGGCCGUGACGAAGACUUAUCUCAACAUCUUGAUUUUAUACUGGACUGCACACCAGAUUGAGAAGAACAAAAUUGAAGACGUUGAACCUAUUGAACAAUCCAAGGUUAAUCAGCAGCGCGAUGACAGCUCCAGACAGGAUAUUUAUGUAGCACAACAAGAAGGCGACGAAUCUUUUGGAUCUGUUUCGGGCCUCUUGCAAUACUCCUCUUCAUCCGAUAUAAAUAUGAAGAUUUCGAACUUCUAAUAAAGAAUAUUUCAAGUCUCUAAUCUUAAAAUUGACGCGCAAAAGCCGCAAGCAUUGACAAGUAGAAUCGAGUUGGUCGAAGGCGAAGAAGUUCAACAGCAAAGUAUACAUCGCUAAAGCAUUUUGCACAGCACCAAUAUGACAGGAAAUUGAAAUGUAAAAUUGCGACACGGAUUUCAGUAAGCUCAACCAAUGGUACAGAUACAAAUGUCAAAACGAAGA
Nylanderia fulva is the source of this 1991-nucleotide messenger RNA. The record is from RefSeq and is a predicted model, not a curated record. Lineage: Eukaryota; Metazoa; Arthropoda; Insecta; Hymenoptera; Formicidae.